UCGCCCAGUGGUUCGGUGGUCAGUGUUGGAGCUUCCCUGUUUCGAAUUGGGAGUGGACGGGGCCAGAUUGGCGCGAGAAGAAAGUGGGCAAAAGUGGCCAGGAGAGCGAGAACAAGUUACGAUUUGGCCGUUACGCGAAUUUACCCCGCAAAAGAAAUCGCCUGUGAUACAAAGAGACACACUUUUCUCGGUGGAUUUUCACACGCCACUCUUUUUUUGUAUUAAUUGCCGUGCCUGUGAAUUUUUCGCGAAAGGGAAGAACAGUCUGUGGAUUAUAGUUCUUCACCUUGCCAUCGGCUGUGCCUCUCUGUGGUGUUGUUUGUGUUGUUGGAGGGUGGGAAAAAAAGAGAGAGGGAGUUCAGAGGUCGUGCGGGUGGAAUUAAAAGACGUGCUCAUGUCGCAAGAGUGAACCUUCUUUUCCCCCGUGAGAGAGAGAGAGAGAGAGAGUGUGUGUGAUUGACUGAAGCUGUGGAUUAGCCCUUACUAUUUGGACAGGACUUGGAGGAUCUCCACUGAGAAAUGAUACGAUCCGUGACGUGGCUGCUCCUCCUGCUGGGAUGCGCCUUCCUCACGGUCUCCUUGCAUGACGCCCAAGUUCAUGCUGAGGUUGGACCAUCGGAAUCCGAAUGCAGGCCCUAUAUAGAGAAGGCGAUAAAUGAACUGAAAUCCGGUGACUCGGGAGCAGUCGGUGAUGACGAUGGAAGCCUAGAAGCGGCAACGCCAGAUGAUGACGAUUCUCCAGGCGAUGACGGCGACGACAGCACAGAAAAUGCUGCAAUCGAAGAAACGAGCAAUGAAGAAGCUGGAGAAGCAGACAAUGACGAUGACGACGACAAUGACAAUGACAAUGCAACGCAGGAGGAUGGAGCUGACAAUGAGGAUGAUAAUGAUGAUGAUGACAAUGAAGAUGACAAUGGUCCAUCGAAGGAAGAUGCUCAAGUAGAAGAUUCUGGAGAAAAUGCUGACACACAAGACGACGAUGGCCAGGAUGAUGACGAUGAUGAUGAUGAUGGUAAAGAUGACGAUGAGAAGGCCAAUGGUGACGAUGAUGACGAUGAUCAGACUAGUGCGGAAGCUGCUGCUGCUGAUGAUGGACAAGAUAGCAAAGAAGCUGCUGACGAUGAUGGACAAGAUGAUGAUGAUGAUGCUGAUAAUCAGGAUAGCACAGAGGCAGCAACAAAAGAUGAUAAUGAUGACGAUGACGAUAAUGAUCAGGAUGGCGAUGGACAGGAUGAUGAUGAUGACGAUGAGGAUGGAAAAAGCAGCAAAGAAGCAGCAGACGAUGAUAAGGAUGACAAUGAUGAAGAUGGACAAGAUAGUGGGGAAGCAGCAACAGAAGAAGGGGACCAACAGGGAGACUCACAGGAGGAUGACAAUGCCACUGAUGAUGCCGAUGAUGAUAAUGACGAUGAUGACAAUGACAAUGAAAAUUCACAGGAAGUGGCUGUGGAAGAUCAUGAUGGUGAUAGUGGCGAAAAGACACCAUCUGCAGAAGCUGAAGAUGAUGAUGACACAGACGAUGAUGAUGGUAAAGAUGACGAUGGAAAGACCGAUGACGACGAUGAUGAAGAUGAUACUGAUGAUGAUGAUAAGAAGUCUGGAGAAGCUGAUGAAGAUGAUAAUGAAGCAGAUGCAGAUGGUGACGAUGAUGACGGACAAUCGCAAGAAGCUGCAGAUGAUGAUGAUGCAGUUAAGUCUGAGGAAAAGGUCCUUUCCAGAGGAAAACGGUCAUCAGAUGACGAUGAUUAUGAUAAUGAUGGCAUGGAUAACCAAGAGGACGAUGAUGAUGACAACGAUGGCAUUGAGGAUGAAGCUGACGACGAUGAUGACAACGAUGGCGUGAAGGAUCAUGAAGAUGAUGACGAUGACAAUGAUGGCGUAAAGGACCACGAAGAUGACGAUCACAGCGGAGAAGAGGAUGCGUUAGAGGAAAACGACGAAGAAGACGCAGAUGAUGAUGACGAUGAUGAUGACGAUGAUGAUGACGAAGAGAAUCCAGAAGAGGAAUUAACUCUGGAAUCGGAAAUUCCGGACAAUCGUCGUAGUCGCGAUCACAUCGCCGAACUCUUGCAUUUGGACGAUGAAUCGGAAUUGCGCGAAAGUGCGAUCGUUCGUGUGGCCGAUGUUAUCCUGAAGGAUCUCAAGAGGAUCUAUGAGAACUCAAUUAAGCCACUCGAGGGACUCUACAAAUACCGCGAUCUCAGCAAUCGCCACUUUGGCGAUCCGGAGAUCUUCUCCAAGCCAUUGGUGCUGUUCAUGGGUCCCUGGAGCGGUGGCAAGUCCACGCUGAUCAACUAUCUCACGGACAAUGAGUUCACGGAAGACUCGUUGAGAACGGGAGCCGAACCGUCGCCGGCGUACUUCAACAUUCUGAUGCACGGCGAGAAGGCGGAAGUUCUGGAUGGCACUCAAUUGGCUGCCGACUGGACAUUCGCAGGUCUGCAGAAGUUUGGCCAGGGUCUGGAAGAUCGUCUGCGCGGAUUGAAGCUGCCCAGCAAGCUUCUCGAGAAGGUGAACAUCGUGGAGAUUCCCGGCAUCCUCGAGGUGCGCAAGCAAGUGUCCCGCCUCUUCCCCUUCAACGAUGCCUGCCAGUGGUUCAUCGAUCGCGCCGACAUCAUCUUCCUGGUCUACGAUCCGUCCAAGCUGGACGUGGGCCCAGAGACUGAGGCCAUUCUGGAUCAGUUGAAGGGACGCGAGUACCAGACGCGCAUCAUUCUCAACAAGGCCGAUCAGGUGAAGCCAGAAGAGCUGAUGCGCGUGCAAAGCGCCCUGAUUUGGAACAUCUCGCCACUCAUGUCCUCCGCCCAGCCGCCCAUCAUGUACACCACCUCGCUCUGGUCGCUGCCAUUUGAGGGCGGAGCGCCCGUGAGGCUGCUUCAGGCGCAGGAGCGGGCUCUCCUGCGCGAUCUUCGCUCCGCCAUUGACAAGAGGAUCGAGAACAAGAUCGCAAGUGCGCGUCGAUUUGCAGUUCGCGUACGGAACCACGCCAAGAUGGUUGAUUGCUACUUGACGACCUACUACAACCACAAAUCCCUCUUCGGCAACAAGAAGCAGAUCUCGGAUCAGAUCAUCGAGCACCCACAAAAUUACCACAUCUACGAGGGACUCUCCACACUCACCAACAUCUCGCGAUACGAUCUGCCCGAUCCCGAGGUCUAUCGUGACUUCUUCCGCCUCAAUCCGCUGUACGAAUUCAAGAAGCUCUCCGAAACGUGCACUUACUUCCGCGGCUGUCCCAUCAACAAGCUCGACGUGUCCAUUGCCUACGAUCUGCCCGAACUGGGCGGAAAGUACAAGAAGCAACUCGAGACGGCCUUGACGCAACUGGAGAAGGAGGCCGAGGACAGCAAGGAGUCCACCGGCAAGAGUUGAAAAGGCUGACCGACAGGGGCGCACUCCUUUCACCGCCUUUCUUUUUUGUACACCACAUCAAGAUGAUCCCCAACUUUUGCCCCUCCCUCCAGAUUCUCUCUCUCCCCUCUUCAUCACGAUUCGCGACACAUUUUAACUCUCCUCUCUUCCUUUCUUUCUCUUCUUUCUUUCGAGAGACAAGACAAUCGGGACAUGUAUCCUUGACUCCUCAGUCC
Molecule: messenger RNA, 3587 nt
Organism: Phlebotomus argentipes
Lineage: Eukaryota; Metazoa; Arthropoda; Insecta; Diptera; Psychodidae
Exons: 6
Coding region: 520-3372 (950 amino acids)
Molecular function (GO): GTP binding
Source: RefSeq, a predicted model, not a curated record